AUCAACGCGAACACAAAAGAUGUGGUCCCCACCGAAGUUUGUGUACCAAGUGUUGAUUUUGAUUUUAUUCGAAAGGCAAUCGAGUGCUUUAAAAUAUAAAUUCAUUCCUGAAAACGAGGAUUUAGUCACCGAUUGUCCUAAUAAACCAAGUAAUGUACACAAUUUUAAUGGACUUUUCGAUACCUCUGAUUCAACCUUUAAAACGGAUUUUGUGUCCGUACGCUUUGCGGGCAAUCUCACCUGCGUCUGGAAUAUUCAAUCUGGUGAUCGCAUUCAGGGAACUUUUGAAAUAAAACGCUUCGAUCGGGGAUCCUGGCAACCAACAGUAUUCAAUAUGUUUGUCCGUGACUUCUGUUCAUCUCUCUUUCAAAAAGAACAGUACUGGUACAAGUAUUGGUCGAAAUACAUAAUCAAUAGGGAACAAGUCAAUGAUAAAUGUAUUCUGCCUGGAACUAAAUUUAUUCACGAACCGUUUAAUGUAGAUUUAUUCUUCGAGGCACAAGGAUUACCAUUGAUUGGACCACACAAGCUUGUCUAUACAUUUAAGGCCUUUGACUCUAAGGGAGUAGAGCGAAAUACUAGCAUCUGUUUCGAAAUUUUAGGGGAAUUUCAGAGGCUGUAGAUAUGCCGAGAAUGAUAAUAA
Drosophila novamexicana is the source of this 643-nucleotide messenger RNA. RefSeq lists its product as uncharacterized. Bases 20 to 622 code for a protein of 200 amino acids. The transcript is spliced from 3 exons. NCBI's taxonomy places the organism in Eukaryota, Metazoa, Arthropoda, Insecta, Diptera, Drosophilidae. The record is from RefSeq and is a predicted model, not a curated record.